AUGCUGUGGCUGGUCUGAUGGUAGUAUUUUAAGCAGAAUUCUGGACAUCGCUAUAGUUUGCCUUGGUGGGAGACGGAUGUUUAAGGUUUAUCCCUGGACUUUCCGCUACUUUAAAGACCGACAUGGAUUUACUGUUCAAGGACAUGCAGCUAAAGUGUCUGGUGCUCUGGAUACUGCGGUCAGCCGUUUGGAUGAUGUCAAGUCGCAGUUUAAGGAGCUCAGCAGCAAGCACGCUGAUGAGUUGUAUAUGGAUGCUGGAAGCUUCCAUCUGCUGACUGUCUGCAUCAUUUUCGAACUGGCUCGGACCAAGAUUUUAUCCCCCCACAUCCAUGCAAUUUGGGAUAAAUUUUUUAAGGUGGUGGUCGAUGCUAUAUCCAAGCAGUACAUUUAAAUCCAAGAUGACAUAAACCCUUCAGCUUUGAUCAAGCAAUGCAACUGAUGAAAAUGUUCCCUUAUCAACACCUAUAACAAUCUCU
This is a messenger RNA of Carcharodon carcharias (great white shark), 476 nucleotides long. Its product is annotated as hemoglobin subunit beta-like. Gene Ontology annotation, cellular component: haptoglobin-hemoglobin complex; blood microparticle; hemoglobin complex. Lineage: Eukaryota; Metazoa; Chordata; Chondrichthyes; Lamniformes; Lamnidae. The transcript has 3 exons. Gene Ontology annotation, biological process: hydrogen peroxide catabolic process. Bases 77 to 391 code for a protein of 104 amino acids. The record is from RefSeq and is a predicted model, not a curated record. Gene Ontology annotation, molecular function: organic acid binding; oxygen carrier activity; oxygen binding.